Molecule: messenger RNA, 2208 nt
Organism: Papaver somniferum (opium poppy)
Lineage: Eukaryota; Viridiplantae; Streptophyta; Magnoliopsida; Ranunculales; Papaveraceae
Product: pentatricopeptide repeat-containing protein At5g66520-like
Exons: 2
Coding region: 18-1565 (515 amino acids)
Biological process (GO): RNA modification
Molecular function (GO): protein binding; RNA binding
Source: RefSeq, a predicted model, not a curated record
UCCUCCCUACUCUACUCAUGAGAAGGAUCGAAAGAUCCAUGAUGCAGAAAAUACACGGUUUGAAAGAUUUGAAGCAAAUCCACGCCACCAUCGUCAAAACUUCAAUUCCCCAUGAUUGCUCAUUUCAACUUAGCAAACUUAUUGAGCUCUCUGCUCUUUCUUGCAACCGUGGUUGCUUCUUAUACGCCCAUAAGCUACUUUCGCAAAUUCAAAACCCGAAUUUGUUUCUAUACAACACCAUGAUACGAGGAUCACUGAUCAACAAACAAUCCAAUGAAGCUACCCUCUUGUACAUGCAAAUGCGAAAACAAAAUAUACUUCCCAACAACUUUACAUUUCCAUUUGUUCUCCGCGCAUUUGGGGAGCAGUUUGAGCUUAAAAGAGGAGAAGAAGUUCAUGGUUGCAUUUUGAAAACUGGGUUCGGUUCAAAUCUGUUUGUUUUAACUACCCUUUUGAAUAUGUACUCAUUAUGUGGAAGAAAUUCAAGAGCUUUCACACAGGUAUUUGAUGAAAUGCCUGUGAAGGAUGUUGUUUCUUGGAAUAGCAUGAUUUCUGGACAUCUAAGGCAUGGGGAGCUUGAUUUGGCGAGAAAAUUAUUUGAGAGGAUGCCUGAGAGAGAUGUGGUUUCUUGGACGCUCGUGAUUGAUGGAUAUGUCAAAAAUGGUCACCAUGAUCGUUCUUUAAGCCUCUUUCACCAAAUGCAGCUAGUUGGAGUUGAACCCAGUGUCAUAACUCUAAUAAGCGUUCUCACUGCUUGCGCCAAUUUGGGUGCACUUGAGUUGGGGAGAUGGAUUCACUGCUAUAUAGAAAAGAGAAAACUCAAAAUAGAUAAUAAACUUGGUACUGCACUAAUAGACAUGUAUGCGAAAUGCGGUGACAUUGGAAAGGGUUUGGAGGUUUUCUCCUCGCUGGAAUGCGGGAAAGAUGUGAUCACUUGGACUUCGGUUAUUGUAGGAUUAGCCAUGAAUGGAAAGUGCAGAGAAGCUCUAGAUUUUUUCACCUGCAUGGUGAUGGAGGGUAUCAAACCAGAUGAGAUCACUUUUCUAGGCGUCCUAUGUGCUUGUUCUCAUCAAGGUUUUGUCAAUGAGGGACGCCAAUAUUUUGAUUCUAUGAUGAAAGAUUACCAUCUCAUGCCUAGAAUUGAGAACUAUAGUUGCAUGAUUGAUCUGUUUGGAAGGGCUGGUUUGCUAGAAGAGGCUAAAGAUUUAGUUGAAAAUAUGCCUUUCCAGGCAGAUUCAGUUAUUUUGGGCUCUCUUUUUGCUGCCUGUCAAACUCAUAAAAAUGUGGAAUUGGGGGAACAGGUGAUGAAACUUCUUGUAGAGAUUGAACCCGAGAACAAAGGAAAUUAUGUGAUCUUAUCAAACAUAUAUGCCGUGGCAGGUAGAUGGGAAAAUGUUGCUCAAGUGAGAAAAAAGUUAAAAGAGAAAGGUACGAGAAGAGUACCUGGGUGCAGCUCCAUUGAAGUUGAUUACCAAGUUCAUGAGUUCCUUUCAGGUGAUAGGUCACACUCGAGAUCCAUGGAAAUCUUUGAGAUGCUUGAUCUGUUGAGGGGCUAUGAUAAAUGAAAAACCGGGAAGCUGCAGUUCGGGUCAAAUCAAGAUAAUCAGUCACCAGAUGGAACAGUGUUUUCCUCCUACUGUCCGUGCUCACUUUGUGAGACUCUAAUCCUCCUCUUCCAAUCUUUCAAUUCAAACAAUUUGGUAGUCAGAACGUCAUUCCCCUAAUUAAGCAAACCUAAAAUGAUGAGGAAACUAGUUCACCAAGGUUUAGCAAGGAACUACAAAACCGGUAUCCAUCCAUUAUUUGACGUUUGCAACCUGCCAAUUAGUGGGGCAGAAUAGAGCUAGUUGCUCAAGAUAUACGUUUGGCAGUAUCCUGCACAUCACAACUGCUCGUGAAGAAGGCAGAGAAUGGAUGCUGGAGAGCUAAGAAAGCAUGACUAAACAGAUUCAAAUCGCUUCAAAUAUUUUUGGACUUCGCAGAGCACAAUAUGCAGGCUUUUGGUAUCAGAUGCUCAAAUUGUUGUCUGAAAAACUGGCAUCACGGAAAAGUCAUGCUCUCUAGGCGAUCAGUAGUUAGCAAAUGUGAAGAUAUUUUUGAGUCAGUGUCAGGUUUUGAUACCAAAUCAACUGGCUAGAUGCUGAUGUUCAUUAGUUGUGCAAAGGACUCGCAGAUCUUUGUUCAGAUCAUGCAGCUCACCAGGAAAGU